This is a messenger RNA of Hordeum vulgare subsp. vulgare (domesticated barley), 475 nucleotides long. RefSeq lists its product as uncharacterized. The transcript is spliced from 4 exons. NCBI's taxonomy places the organism in Eukaryota, Viridiplantae, Streptophyta, Magnoliopsida, Poales, Poaceae. The record is from RefSeq and is a predicted model, not a curated record. The coding region runs from base 1 to 363 and encodes 120 amino acids.
AUGUGCGUUCUGGUGGAGCUUGUGCAAAUGCUUAGAAGGUACAGUACUUGGAUCAGCGGAAGAGGAGCAUCAACACCACGGGCAGAGGAGCAGCAGCCGCUAGUUCUUCAGGGUUCCUUUCCGAGCUCUAUAAGUACCACGCGAGAGCAGUCCCCUUUUACCUCCGCCGCCGCAGCAAGCAGAUACCGAGACCCAGUCCGCCUGCCGCGCCGCCGCCUCCGCGAUGAGGGCCAAGUGGAAGAAGAAGAGGAUGAGGAGGCUCAAGAGGAAGCGCCGAAAGAUGAGGCAGCGUUCCAAGUAGGCGAACAAAGAGGAGAUAACCUUGUAUCAAUGCACCAGUCUGUUGGGUCGUUUGGUUCCUGAUAUGUCUUGUUGUUUUGAUAUUGGGGAUGCCAACCCUUGUAACAAGAUGAUUAUAUGCUUAUCUUCAAAGCUGGAUAUUCGGCUUAAGAAAUAUUAUCGGCUAUUUUUGAUU